Molecule: messenger RNA, 5414 nt
Organism: Carassius gibelio (silver crucian carp)
Lineage: Eukaryota; Metazoa; Chordata; Actinopteri; Cypriniformes; Cyprinidae
Product: general transcription factor II-I repeat domain-containing protein 1
Exons: 27
Coding region: 435-3362 (975 amino acids)
Cellular component (GO): nucleus
Molecular function (GO): DNA-binding transcription factor activity
Source: RefSeq, a predicted model, not a curated record
GGGGCUGUGGCGAUGGGCUGAGAGAAAAAUGGAGAUGUUACAGUCCCAAUGUCGAAAGAGUUAGUUUCACACAUUUGUCCCGCGAGUGCUGUUCCAGCGGUGCUUUAAUCCUGUAUGUAAAUGACAGCCAAUAGAUGCUGUUGUUGAGUUGGGCUGGGAUUAGCGGAGGCGAAUGACUUUCAAUUUUACUGGAUUACAGAACAAAGAAGGGGGAAAGGGGACACAGUCCUCUGUUAAAGAAAACAGAAAGAAAACGGGGCGAAUUGAUCAAAUAAAUCACGUCGAUUUCAUAUCAGCAGACUACAACCCAUUCGAGAUUAUGACAUUUAAGAAAGUCGCUAUCGCCUUUCUUUAGAUGGGAAUUCAGAUCUCACUACUGUUGGAUUAAACGGAGAAUAAACCUAUCCCGGGAUUAAACACGGGGAAAUCGAAGAAUGGCACAGAUACGGAAGCCGGGCUGUGAUGGGAUGAGGACCAACUCUCGGCCAGAGCUCAAAGUUCCCCAAGUGUCAGCCAGACAAGAGAUCCUCACCAGCCUAGUGUCUGCCCUGGACUCUGUGUGCUCUGCCAUGUCUAAACUGAAUGCGGAGGUGGCCUGUGUCACUGUGCAUGAAGACAGCGUGAUCGCUGUGGGAACAGAGAAGGGAAGAAUCUUCCUAAACUCCAGAAAGGAAAUACAGACAGACUUUCACAAGUUCUGCAAAGUGUCCUGUCUGCAAGCAUUGACCGCCAUGAACUCCCACGCCAAAGUUCCUGAAGUAGACUGCAGCAGGACAGGCAAAGACUGCGGGCCGCCGGGCAGACAGAGAGCCUUAACAGACACUCAUUCCAACAUCUUCGUCCUGAGGAAGAUGGUGGAGGAGGUGUUCAGCGUGCUUUACAGUGAGGCUGUUGGGAAAAGCAGCCUGGUCCCUGUGCCUUAUGACUGGAUUCUCAAGGAUCCCAGCUCAGUGGUUGUCUACGGCCUGCCUGAUGGUGUAACUCUGAGAAAGCCUUCGGAAUAUGACACCAAGACCUUAAUGAAGAUCUUAGAGCAGAGCAACCGCAUCCGCUUCAUAGUCAAAAGUCGAACACCAGAGGAACCCUCUCGGGAUGCCAAAUCCUGUCCGGAAGUCAACCAUCACUCUUCGACCUCAAAGAGCGUAAGCAACCAGGCCUCUGUCAAACCCUCCGUGCAGGAAGCGUCCGCUAGCAACUCCAUGCUCUCCAGCUUCCUGUACGGCAUGCCCAUGUCCUCCCAGCCUCACCCAGACAGCAAGCUGGACCUGAAGCCCACAUCACUGCUCAGCAUAGGUAAAGAGCGGCUGGGCAUGUGGGCGUCCGCUGAAGAGAAAGCGGUUCAGGCCAAGGAAUGUGCUGACAACGGCGAGCGAAUAGGGCUGGCAGCGGAUCUUACCCAGAGCCCUCCCAGCAUCCAUGUCUCCAAGCGCCUUCUGUUCUCCAUAGUGCAUGAAAAAUCAGAAAAAUGGGAUUCGUUCAUCAGGGAGACUGAGGAUAUCAACACCCUUCGAGAAUGUGUUCAGAUCCUCUUCAACAGUAGAUAUGCUGAAGCAUUAGGCCUGGAUCACAUGGUUCCUGUGCCGUACCGGAAAAUCGCCUGUGAUCCUGAAGCAGUAGAGAUCAUUGGAAUUCCAGACAAGAUUCCCUUCAAGAGACCGUGCACUUACGGUGUGCCUAAACUCAAACGGAUCCUGGAAGAAAGGCAUGCUGUCCGCUUUGUCGUCAGAAGAAUGUUUGAUGAGCGGAUUUUUACCGCUGCUGGUAAAAUAGCUAAGGAGGAGGGCAGACAGGAUGGAGGCGCCCCAGAGGACGGAUUCCCAGAUGGGCUCAGGGUGCCGAGCUCGUCUCUAGAGCUGCUCAGCAACACUCACAGUAGCAGAUCAAGCUCCUGUGUCAGUCCUUUGGCUGAGUGUGAAGCAGGGCCAUCUGGGGACUGUCUGCCUUUGAAAAAGAUCAAAACUGAACCUCCAGAUGGUGAAAUUAUCCAGGUGACAGUUCCAGAGUCUCAGAGUUCUGCUUCUACAGAAGAGCCGAGUGAGCCUCAGGAGGAGCGGGUGACCCCUGACCUCUGUCAUCCCAAGGAGUCUGUAGCAGAAGAUUUAACGCCCAAGUCUACAACACAAGGGCUCGAGAGAGCUGUCGAAGAAGACAUUGGAGAGAUGAUCCUUCAGCUGCGAAAGCAAGUCGAGAGCCUGUUCAGUUCCAAGUACAGUGAGGCUCUUGGUCUGCCUGAAGCAGCUAAAGUGCCAUAUUCCAAGUUCCAGAUGUAUCCAGAUGACCUGUAUGUCACAGGGCUACCAGAAGGGAUGACUUUUCGAAGACCAAACUGUUUUGGAGCCGCAAAACUCCGGAAGAUUCUUGCCGCCAGUAGUCAGAUUACAUUCUUUAUAAAGAGGCCAGAGUUGUUGACAGACCAGGUUAAACUUGAAGGUAUCUCUAAGACAACCUCUGAUUCAGCAGAGACUGACUCCAAAGAUCAAUCAGAAGACCCGGGACCUGCCUCCAAAAGACCAGGAUUCUCAGACAGUUUAGAGGCCAAGCUCUCCCGUAUCGACUUGGCGAACACCCUGCGAGAGCAGGUCCAAGACCUGUUCAACAGGAAAUAUGGCGAGGCACUGGGCAUUAAGUAUCCUGUGCAAGUGCCUUACAAGAGGAUCAAGAGUAACCCUGGCUCAGUGAUUAUCGAGGGCUUGCCCCCUGGCAUCCCCUUCAGAAAACCCUGUACCUUCGGCUCACAGAACCUAGAGAGGAUAUUAGCGGUGGCAGACAACAUCUCUUUCAGCAUUACAAGGCCUUUCCAAGGGCUUAUUCCCAAGCCAGCACCACGAAGAAUAACCAUAUUGAAGAAAGGUUACACCCCAAUAAGUGAAGAAGACGAGGUCAACCGGAUGGGAGAAAAAGUGAUAUUACGGGAACAAAUUAAAGAGCUGUUCAAUAAGAAAUAUGGUGAAGCUUUGGGUCUGGACCGCUCAGUCAUUGUUCCGUACAAGUUAAUCCGCGCCAAUCCAGGCUCACUGGAAGUGUGUGGACUUCCCGAUGAUAUUCCCUUCAGGAAUCCUAAUACUUACGACAUAAUUCGGUUGGAAAAAAUCCUACAGGCCCAAGAUGAAAUUACUUUCAAUAUCAAAACCCCUCUACAGCCUUUAACAGAGUUAUGUACUCAAACUUGUAAUAAAGAAGGUAAAGAAGUGUCUACGAAUCGACGCAAACGUAAACGAGUACUUGACAACAGUCAAGCAUCCAUGCCCACUGGAACAGACUCAGCACUAUCAACCAAUCAGAUACCUGUCAUGCAGUGGCCCAUGUACAUGGUGGACUACAGCGGAGUGAAUGUUCAAGUUCCUGGAAAAGUCAAAUAUUAAUGAACUUUCUGAUGGCGUACAAAAUGUCUUUUUUAAACCUGAUGUUUCUGAAUGCUGAUUUCAGCUUUCUUCAGAGCUGCGGCAGAUCCUGCGGCUCGCACGUGGAGAUGCCUGUGUGUUCUGGCAGGUAUCAGAGAGUGUGAACUGUUGGAUGCAGUUGUUUCUGAAUGAAGUGCUAAUGAUGGCAAAACAGCAGUAAAUCAGUCUACCGCUGCUUUAUUACUUGGAGGAAUAGUACUCACCCUCAUGUCAGUCCAAAAUAAAUGCUUUUGAUUUUUUUUUUUUGAAAUGCAAAAAUAGGAAUCAUGUCAACGAUGUGUUCUGUGUGAAGUUUUGUCAAAAACAAUAAUUAAAGGUGCUGUAGGGAACUUUUGUAAAAAAAUAUUUUUUACAUUUUUAUUAAACCUGUCAUUAUGUCCUGACAGUAGAAUAUGAGACAGAUAAUCUGUGAAAAAAAUCAAGCUCCUCUGGCUCCUCCCAGUGGUCCUAUUGCCAUUUGCAGAAACUCCAUCGCUCCUGGUAAAAAAUAACCAAUCAGAGCUGCGGUCCGUAACUUUGUUUGUGUUCAAAAUGUAGAAAAAUUUAUAUAAUAAGCGAGUACACCAUGAAUCCCUUUUCCAAACCGUGUUUUUGGCUUGUCCUGAAUCACUAGGGUACACCUAUAAUAAGUGUUUAUUUUUGGACUAUUUUAGAUUGCUUCAGGGGUACCGCGGCGGAGUAACCCAGUACCUUUGUGAUUCUUCAUAGACAUAAACAGAGAGAAGUAGAUCCGGCUACGAUGUUCUUCCGCAAGACGCAAGCAGUUCUGUUUAUUAACCGCUAGAGCGUCAAAAGUUCCCUACCGCAGCUUUAAUCGAAACUUUUAAAUAUGCUGAACAUUUUCUCAACCUCAGUCCACCCGAGAUGUACAGUAGAUGGCUUUAUUUCUUCAUCCAAACAAAUUUGGAUGCAUUUAGCAUCACAUCUCUUGCUCACCAAUGCAGUGGAUGGGUGCCGUCAUAAUGAGUCUAAACAGCUGAUAAUACAUGUAAUGUAGAAAUAAUGAUUUUUUUUUUCAGAAACAGAUUAUCAGUUCACAAGACAUUAUUUGUAGUUUGGAAUAUAUGUUAUGUUUUAUCAGCUGUUUGGAUUUUCACGGCACCCAUUCACUGCAUUGAGCAAGUUAUGCUCAAUUUGUCCAAAUCUGUUCAGAUGAAGAAACAAACUCAACUGCAUCUUGAAUGGCCUGAGGUUGACUGCAUUUUCAGGAAAUGUACAUUUUUGGUUGAACUAUUCCUUUAAUUGUUCCACUGGAAGAGUAACGACAUGCAGGCUCGGAGUGAAUAAGGACAGAACUAUUUCUCCACGUGAUUGUUUGUAAAAGGAGUAGCUGUUAUUUGCAUAUCAGAAGAAAAUGCUUUCCCACCAGUAUUUGUUAUUGCAGAUCCUGGACACAAUCAUGGUUAAGUAACCAUUUCAUAAAGAGCACUCAGAACAGGAUUUACGGUUUGUUUUUCCCAAAUGCGUCUAAUCACUGUUGGGAUACACAGCCUUGUUUGGUGCCAGAGCUCGUGCAGUAUGUGCAUACUGGAUACGAGUCCUUUAGUUAUCUGGGUCUCAUGCCUUGCAAAUGUUUGUAUUGUUAUUUAUUUAUUUAUUAAAAUAAAAAUAAAAAAUCUUGUAUAUGCAGGGAAUGUAAUCUACCAUAUUUAGUACAGAGCAUAAAGUACUGAAUGACACGACUAAUGAUGCUAAACUAGCUACUGUAUGUAUACAGAAAGAAACAUCCGCUUCAGGUUUCAGUACGUCAAGUUGGAAACCCCUAACACGAUAGCACUAACUUGUAUUCAACUGAGAGACUUUUUGUAUUAUUUUACCUUUGUAAAUUAACUCUUAAGUUUGUUAAAGAAAGGCAAAGCGAGAUAUUUGACGGAGAAAACAUCAUGAAUGUAUUGUUUGUAAAGGAAAGGAUGUUCUAAUGUGAUUAUGUAAUGACUGUCUCUGGAAUCGCCAGUAUUUAUAUGCUGUACCUUAAUGCCAUUUAGGCCUUUCAGAUAAAAUGUGUUGCCUUGC